Molecule: messenger RNA, 7503 nt
Organism: Diachasmimorpha longicaudata
Lineage: Eukaryota; Metazoa; Arthropoda; Insecta; Hymenoptera; Braconidae
Product: protein sax-3-like
Exons: 7
Coding region: 722-4852 (1376 amino acids)
Biological process (GO): axon midline choice point recognition; axon guidance; cell-cell adhesion
Molecular function (GO): axon guidance receptor activity; protein binding
Source: RefSeq, a predicted model, not a curated record
CGCCGCGUUGUGCGUACGUUUCUCGGGUCGUUCGUGAUUUCCCGUGGAUUUAUUCAAUUUUUGAAACAAACUCUCCCCGAUACACCGUUCAUUAUCGAGUGGAUCGGCGCAAAUGUUUGUGAUUAUUAUCGGUGAGUGAAAUAUUUCCGACAAUUGAUAAAACAUUGUUAGUCUAACUCGACGAAGGCGAUUGAAUCGGGGGAAAUAUGAUGAACAUCAUUGCAAAUUGUAGGAGAAAUGAUCAAGUGUUUUGACAAAGUGAAUUAGGUGAAUUAAAUUGAACUAAUGUAUAUUAAAUGUUCUAUAGGUGUUGAAUAAUAUCAGUGAUAAUUCAAUUGUGAUAGGUUAAAUGUUAAAUUAAGAUAGAUUUUUGAGGAGAACAUUGGGUGAGUUGUGCGAGUGAAAAGCGUUCUUCCUAGAAUUCCGAGGCCGCGAGAACUACCAAAACAAAGGGGCUGGUAAAGCGAAUCGACCAAAACAAUCGGCUGUAAUAAUCCGAUACGAACUAUCUCCCUGUGCCCCUAUUUAUUCACCAGCCUCGGUGUGACUACAGAGUGCCGUGUUUUUCUGUUAUCAAGUGCUAUUGUGAAUUAAUAAUCCAACGAUUAUAAAAGUUAGAAGUGCAAGUACGAUGAUUGUGUUGCAGUGAUAAACGGUUACAUACCGGCUGAAAUAUUUUAAUUAGAAUAUUGAAUAAUAAGUGCAUUGGAUACGACCGAAAAUGAAGCAGCCCCUGUUGAUUGCGGUGAUCCUCGUCGUGCUGGGAGUUGCAGUAAAAGGUCAAUUUCGCUCACCGCGAAUAACGGAACAUCCAUCGGAUAUAACAGUAGCAAAAAAUGAGCCAGUCACCCUGAACUGCAAAGCAGAGGGUAAACCAGAGCCAACGAUAGAGUGGUAUAAAGAUGGUGAGCCGGUGCAAACAUCACCCGGUGAUGCCAAGUCACAUCGUGUACUACUGCCAACCGGAUCCCUCUUCUUCCUACGUGUGAUGCAUGGAAAAAAGGAGCAGGACGGCGGUGUCUACUGGUGUGUUGCUAAGAAUCAAGCGGGCAGUGUCAGCAGUAGGAAUGCCACCCUCACCGUAGCAGUUCUGCGUGAUGAAUUUCGAGCCCAGCCUCAGAACACCCGAGUAGCUGCUGGUGAGACAGCCCUCCUCGAGUGUGGCCCACCACGGGGUCAUCCAGAGCCCACCCUCCAGUGGAAGAGGAAUGGUCAUGUCAUAGACUUUGAGACAACCAAGAGAAUAACCUUGGUGGACGGUGGAAACUUGAUGAUAUCAGAUGUCCGACAAACUGAUCAAGGAAAAUAUCAGUGCGUCGCUCACAAUAUGGUGGGUGAUAAGGAAUCAGCAGUGGCAACAUUGACAGUUCACGUAAAACCCUCCUUCCAGUCAACACCGGAGAAUCAGACAGUUUUGGUGGAUACAACAGCCCAAUUUGCGUGUCGCGUGAGUGGUGAUCCACCACCCGAAAUUCUCUGGCGAAGACACGAUGGAAAAAUGCCAAUUGGACGUGCCCACAUUCUUGAUGACAAGAGCCUGAAGAUUGAGCGUGUUACACCCCAGGACGCUGGGACAUACAUUUGCGAUGCUGAAAAUGGAGUCGGGGCGAUUUCCGCCAGUGCAACCCUCACCGUACACUCGCGUCCAGUCUUUACGGAUUUUCCAAAGGACGAGAUUGUCAGUACAGGCUCAGACGUAUCAUUCGCUUGUUCGGCCCGAGGGGCCCCAAAGCCUUCGAUAUUCUGGUCCCGAGAAGGAUCACAAGAGCUGAUGUUCCCGGGCAAUGUUUAUCAGGGUCGCUACACUAUAAAUGAGGACGGCUCAAUGCACAUAAAACAAGUCAAUAAAAAGGACGAGGGACACUACGUGUGCAGCGCCAUAAGCCAGGCUGGUGCCAGCACAGCAACAAUAUUUCUCCAGGUAACUCCAAUCGAGGAAGUCCCUCCACCAAUAAUAGAACUUGGUCCAGCCAAUCAGACAUUACCAGUGAAGAGCACAGCGUAUUUACCCUGCCGUGCGGUUGGUACUCCCACCCCUCGAGUCCAGUGGCACAAGGACGGUGUCCUCAUCUCCCUGGGUAAUCGAAUAACAAUGUCGAGCAAUGGUACACUCAUCAUUGACGAACUCCAGUCAGCAGACUCGGGUCUGUACACAUGCAUAGCCUCGUCAGAAUCGGGAAAUACAUCUUGGUCAGCAACAUUGUCAGUGAGUGCAUCGACAACAUUGCAUAAAACCCCGGAUAUGUCAUCACUCCCCCAAAAUCCGAGUAAACCAAGAAUCGUUAACAUAACAAGUACAUCUGUAACGCUGACAUGGAGUCCAGGUCACGAGGGUAAAAGUAAGAUAAUCGGUUACAACAUAGAGUACUUCAGCAGCAAUCUCAACACAGGCUGGGUGAUAGCAGCUACCGGAGUGAUAGACGACACUUACACAGUGAUGGAUUUAAAGCCCGAUACGAAGUACGUCUUCCUCGUACGUGCGGAAAAUAGCCAGGGGCUAUCACUGCCAGGUCCUCUGUCCGACAUUGCCCACACUACCAGUCAGAAUCAGUAUUCAGUACCUCAAAUGGAAUUAAUCCGUGCACGAGAUCGACUGAACAGUGAAAUACUGCACCUGAAGGAGGUGCAAGCCCUCACCAGUACAAGUGUGAAAAUUAUCUGGGACAUUCUCGGUGCAGCUGACCUCGUUGAAGGCCUCUACAUAAGAUACCGAGAGAUAUCGGACAAGCCUGAGUACCAGAUGGUGACGGUGAUGAACGCUGGAGCGACGAGUUAUGUUCUGACUAAUCUCAAGAAGUACACGAUGUACGAAUUUUUCCUCGUCCCCUUCUACAAGACGAUAGAAGGACGACCGAGUAAUGUGAAGCUUGCGACAACCCUGGAGGACGUGCCCUCGGGAGCACCUGAGAACGUUCACGUUGGCAUGAUCAACAUGACGUCUGCUUUCGUCAGGUGGGAGGCACCACCGAAGGGGGAUCAGAACGGAGAACUCAUUGGAUACAGAAUACAGAUAAAAAGCAACAGUAGCAAUAAAAUAUUGGGACAAAUGCCUCUGAAUGCAACGACAACUUCCGUGAUCAUCAAUAGUUUGACAACCGGUGGUCUUUAUACCGCAAGAGUUGCAGCGUCAACUCGAGCAGGACUUGGUCCAUUCUCAAGUCCAACGUUACUCAAUAUGGACCCAGGACAAUUGACACAAUUGCCACCGAAAACUGAUCCUAGUCACGGGGGAAUAUCGAUUGUUUCCGAAACGUGGUUUCUCAUUCUGAUGAUAACAAUGGUAUUCACUAUCGUCGCAGGAUUGGUUGGGGUUCUUUAUGUCCGCAGACGACAGGCAAUGAGCAAACAAUUGGGACACCUCAAUGUACCCGUGGGUACAGCGAGUGAUAUUUGUCAAUUGAAUAAGGAUACGCUGUGGCUGGAGAGAGGCUGGAGACCGACCAAUACUCUCCAGGGAUCCACUGACAAAGACUGUGAGACGAAAUUGCUGAAUAAUCAGCAGAUGCUUGCACCGGGAAUUGUGAGUAUGGCGGGCUCUGAGUACGCUGAGGUGAACUUGACGACUUUCUACAAUGCGAGAAAACCACUGCAAGCACCACCAGAGCCGUACGCAACGACAACGCUAUGCGUGGGUAACAGAAGUCCCGAUUCCAUGGAUGGGAGUGGACAAAAAUCAAAUUCGAGUGAUUCCUGCGUUAAACCAGAUUACUCGAAUCUCGACUCUAAUCAAGAUCACAACCAGUCGACGUUAUCACCGAGCAGUGAUAACGCAAGCAGUGUGUAUACAGAUGAAAAUGCCGAUAUUCAGCGACGACCGCAGUAUAGAAUACCUACGAAUGAGAAUCAACCGAAUCAAGGGGGCAUGCCAAAUUGGUGCGAUAUGCUACCACCACCCCCAGAGCACCCACCACCCACUGGAACGUCAUUAUCCAGUAGAAUGCAGCAACAAAUAGUUGCAUUCAGUCCUCACCUUGGUAAGAGGAAUGUGCAAAAUGACCUGGACGCUACGAAUUCAGGGAAUUCUCAGAGUCCACCUACCCCACCUGUCAGAGUUGGCAAUAAUUUUUCAUCAUCACCGACACCCUGGAAUGGUCUACAACACGAUAAUCAUGUGAAUCAUCAGCAGGGGAGGUACACAACACUUCCACCGCAGACCAAUCCACCACCGGUACCAUCAUUCCCUCAGGGAUUCAAUCAUUAUGACUACAAAAAUCAGGAGAACGAGUACGAGAGUGGAUCAGUCAUCUAUGGCCAUCAGAAUGGCAUUAAGGAGGACUACAGGCCCCACGAUGGUGGCUACAGCCAUCCUAACUUGCCUAAUCAUGGACCACAUGGCGAAGGUCAUUACCGACACAACGACGAAAUCUUUAGAAAUGACAAUCUCUAUCAGCCUGAUAACGAAGAGUGGGAUAGAAAAUCGUGCGACUCCAAUACUCAUUCUGAGCUUUGCUGCUCUUGCUCUGAGUCGAGCUGCCUUUAUGCCGAUACUAUCGAGUAUAAUGGUCAAUUUGGAACUGGCUGUGGGCACAGAAACAGCUCCAGGAGCAGGACGAACCGAAGCCCACGGAGGAGAACCAAUCGCACGUCAUCGCCGACGUAUAGCAGUGACAGUAAUUACUCGUGUAUUCCUAAGAGACAGUGCGGCCCAGGAAAUUCCCAGGAAAGGCUCAGGCACAAUCGCAGUAAAGACAAAGUGCCUAGUUUCCCAAGAACUGGCUACAAUCAGCACAACUCCUCGGCCUCGAAUACAAUGAGUAGCUCUGGCAGCCAGAGGUACAACAAGCUCAACAGUCUUUUCAAUCCAAACGGUCCAACCGAGACAAGUCGACUGAGCGAUCAUCGGGAUAGCUAAGCAAUAUGGAGUAUUCGACUUAACGAGCACUAUCCUAUUUUCAAAAAGCACAAAUGACAUUUUAACAACCUACCUAGCAGCCAUACUGAGCCAUAAAGGAUAAUUGGUAUUACCAUUUAUUCCUUCAUUAAAUGCCAUUAAUACCUGCUGAUCUGCGUUACGUAUGAAAAAUGAUUAAAAAAAAUAUGAACGUGGCAUUUAUUUUUCAUUAGCCUGUAAAUUUCUCCCUCGUCACGACAAAUAACUGACAUUAUUUUCGAUAACGUUCCUAUCUCCUAAGAGGACAAGAAAAAAUAAUACAAUUUAUUCGGUAUGAAGUAAUCGUACAGUGUCUCUUCCAAAAUAAAUAAAACAAAUAACUUACUGAUAGUAUGUUAACGUGUGAUGGGAGAGCGUGAGGUGCAUAAUCAUAUCAAGUGUUUUUUUUUGUAAAGAUUGUACAAAGUUAAUCAUGGGGAUUAGUCACUAGAUGUUAAUUAACAGUACUGUUAAGGUUAAUCCGUAAGUAGUGGGGGAUAUAAAUAGUAGGAUAAACUAGGGGAAACGUUUCUGUAAGCCACACUGCGUUUAAUACCCUGACAAAUAAGUGAGAAUGUGAUUUAAAGCGUUUGAUCAGUCAUUCGCUGCUUAUUAAUGUUUCGAAGGUGCAUUCAUAAACUUCUGAUGCUUCCAGAGGGCCUCAGAGAGAGCCGCGAAGUAGGGCAACUCUUCGUUAAUUGUAAAGUUUCUGUGGAAUCUCGUGAACUAGGGCCAGUUUUUUGGUUGUGUUAAUCAUGAUUAACUGGUGGGUUAAGUCCCCCCUUCACUGAUUCUAACCAAUCAGAAAUCCUAACCUUUAAUUAAGCCAACAGUUAAUCGUGAGUAAAGUUAACCCAGACAACUGCUCCUUAAUCUGUUCAAUUGUCCUCACGAGAUGUUGUCUUUAUCGAUUGAGACGAUUUGCCUCGUUAAAAUACCUUCUGAAUUGUAGAUAAAGUCCUGUGAAUACAGAUACAUAAGACAUAUUAAUCCUAAUGUAGGUUAAGUAAUUCAAUCUAGUGUGGUUCAAUAUCCAAAAUUAUGUACAUUGUUUUCUCACUGUUUAUUUUUUUUGGUGAAGUUAAGUCACACGUAAGUAGAUAACCCCGAUGCCAUGUAAUCGCUCAAAUUAAAUGUAAUUAGUCGAUAUAUCAUUAGAUAAUGGUUAAACUACCCAAUAGAAGUUGUGUAAUAAAAUUCGUACAAUCGAGUCGAGUAUUGAUUGGCAAUAAGUUUUAAUCACUGCCACACUUCCGAGACUUUAAUAAUGAAUCCGGCAAUAGAUGAUAAAUCAUGACUGUUCAAUUUUUUCGCCAAAUACUCGACAAAUUGUAUUCAACAGAAUCACCAACUGUGCAAAAUCCAUCCACGACGAAGUAAUCACGGACUCAUAAUCGAGGAAAAAUGUACUAGUUAGAGAUCUGUACUUUAGAAUAUUAAUGAGAUAAAUUAAUCACUGGAGAACAUCGAACCAUUCUGCCAAUUGACAAUUCGAAGAGAUGAAUAAUGUAUUAUUUUUAUAAUUGAGAUGAAUUUCACUGGAGUUGACAGAAUGGCUCGUAUAAUUUUGUAAAAUAAACGUUGUAAUAAGCCAGUUGAUUUAAUAAUUAAUGAUUGGGGGGAAGCCUUUGUCUAGGUGCACAGUGGGAAUAAACGUACUAUAUACUAUAUACUGGGCAUGAAGAGAGCGAGCAUGGAAGAGUGAAUCUCUAGUAAUCGAAAUUGGAUUAAUUGUAUGCGUAGACAAACGCCAUCGAGAUAAAUUAUUUCUAAUACGUCUGAAAGAAAAUUAAUUGAAAAAUGUACUCGUCGGAAUAAUUUUCUCUGCAAGAAUUUUACCAAAAAAUUCCACUGAUUUAUAGAAAAAGUCUAUAAUUUUUUCAUUUUACUGUGAUUUCUAGGGAUGAAUAAUUUAUUCCCUAUUUUAAUAAAUGACAAAAAAAAGUAAUACCAUGCAAAGAAAUGACAAUUUGACGAGAAAGAUACACUUCAAUAUAAGUUAUUAAGAAAGCGGGAUUUUUCAUUGAAUUUUUUUCAUACGUAUUGAUGAAUGAAAAAGUAGACUUGGCAGCUAUGUAGCUACAGCCUCGUUAUUCAUAUCACUAUAACGUAACGAAGAACGUUUAGAAUUGGUAUAAUUAUGGAGAUGCAUGAAACAAACAUGAAGACUGGGUUGUAUUUAAUAACGUUGCCGGAUAAGCUCGGAAGUGUACACUAAAGGCUGAGACGAGUGUUAUCAUAUAAUUAUAUUAUUUAACGAUAAAAUGAAUACUGAAUUUUCCUCCUAUCCCUUUGACACUGUGUAAAUAUCGUGAAAUAAAGACGAAAGGUAAAUGUUUUAUAUAGGAUUAUAAUUUAUUUAUUAUAAAAGAAGAAAUAUAGUGCGAUUGAGAUUGACUAAUGGAAAAUACUGUGAAUUAUAUUGAUGAAAUGAAACUGCAUAAUACGAGAUGAGCAACUACAAACACCCAAAACACACAUGACUGUAGAUAAUUUAUAACAAUCGCUAUUGUCAAGUACUACGUGUACAUAUUUAUAUGUGUAUGUAUGCAUCAUGUGGAUACAUAUACGUAUAUUUAUCAUUGCAUAUUACACUAAUAAACGAUAAAUAAAACGUAAUGUUAAAAAUUUAA